CGUGCAAGGAGGUUGGCGAGGCCUCGGGGGACUCCCAGUUCAGCGAAUCGGUUAGCCUUCCUCUACCUUAGUCACUUCCCCGUGAUGCAUUCCGUGUUUGUGUACACGGUUAUUCCACGUGUCAGUCAGUUCAUCGGGUGCAUCUGGAGUCAUUGAAAACAGUAAUAGGAAGUCAAACAAACCCGCUUGAUGCAAAAAUUCAGGAGGACAUUCGGUUUUUAAGGAAAUAGUGCUGACGAAGGACCAGGCUGGAGCUCUUUGGAACCUGAGACUGGGAGGACAGACCAAUCUGAGGUCAGAGUUAGCAGCAGGAUACAUCCUGGUCCUCUCUUGCCCCUGAGAUCUCGCUGGGGCUGAUGGCACUGCCACUGCUAUGGUUGGGGUUACUUUCUCAUGUUUUGAUGGAAGUCAAGAAGAUACCAGUGGAAGAGGGGCUGUGCACUACAAUCCCUUGUGCAUUUGAAUUUCCUAAAGAACCCCCAAGCAAUUCCGUGAUCAUGUGCUACUGGCUCAACAAAAACAUCAGCUCCCUGGUAGCUACAAAUAAACCCAGUGCUACCAUUGGUGAUAACACCAAGGACAAAUUUUACAUGACUGGGAAUCUUGCUGAAGAAGGCUGUACCCUACUCAUCCACAUUAUACUCAAAGGGAACAGCAUAACAUAUUUACUCUACGCAGAUCUAGGAGAACAAAAAAGUGCUUUCCUGCGGGAGAAUAUCAAACUCUUUGUGUCAGAGCUAACCCAAAAGCCAGAGCUUCACAUCCCAGAGAUUCUUCUGGCUGAGAAGCCUGUGACCUUGAACUGUACCCUCAAAGGCACCUGCAAAGAAACCAAAGCCCUCUUCCACUCCCGGAAGAACUCAGCUAUCUCCAGCAGCUCCUCCCCAGUGCUGCACUUCACCCUGAGGCCUGAGGACCAUGGCAACACCCUUGGAUGUCACUUGAACUUCUCCCUAGCCAACGUGACCAAAAACAGUGUGGUCAAUCUCCAAGUGGUCUCACCUGCCAGGCUAUUCAAUUCCUCUUGUUCCUUGGAGAAGAGAGUUCUGUGCAGCUGUUCCUUCCACGGGAUCCCCACGCCGUCCAUGCAGUGGUGGAUGGGAGGUGUCCCUGUGGAUGUGAACAGCAUGGAUAACAUCCUCCAGGUGACUUCUUCCACACGUGCCCCCUGGGCCAACAGCACCAUCAACCUCAUCGGGGAGCCAGAGAUAGUCAUGAGACUUCACUGUGAGGGGAAGAACCAAUAUGGAAUUCACACUUCUAGCAUCUUCCUGAUGCCAAAUAAGAAAGCAGUUUCCAGUGUGUUCGUGAAAGGAUUAAUCCAGGGCAUUGUAUAUGGAGCCAUCGCAUUCUCAUUGCUCUUCUUCUGCCUCGUCCUCUUGUCAAUGAAGAUGCUUACCUGGUGGGAGGAGCAUCAGAGGCCCAAGACCAAAGAAGUCCUGCCCCUUAAGAAACCAGAGCUGCUGGAGGAAACAGAAGUACCCGAAAUGCCUGAAGCUGACACCUCACCAGACCAGGCUGGAGUCUAGGGCUCUGGAGAGAAAGAGGAGUGUAGACUCCGAGAUGGAUCAUGGCACGCGGCCCAGGCCAUGGAAACCUGGCCCAGGCAGGGGUGCGACUCCAUCCCAGACUCCAGACCCAGAGGCCGACGCCCGGCUCUCACCCAUUUCCUCGGGAAACAUGCCCCGGGGCCUCCCCAGCGCCAGCCCUCAUGUUAGCCAAUGUAGGGGACACGCCUAACACCUGACACCUGCCCGAGGGACACACCACCCCAGCAGCCAGGCUGGCAGGAGCAGAAACAAAACACACAGGGACACACCAGGCGGGCAGCAUCAGGAAACAGGCUGCUGCCGCCACAGGGGCCGCUGUGAGCCCCGAGUGGAUCCAAUCGAGCCUCAGCCUUCUUCAGAGAGAGAAACUGAAGCAUGCUCAGCACGAUGGGAAGUGGCUGAAACCCUGAAGAACCCCCAAGAGCACAUCCACGGGGACACUGGGAACCAUGAGGCCCCGUCCUCUGCACAUCUGCAUUGCAAACAGAGAAACUGAGGCUCACCGUGCCUCGGGCCACACUGCAAGGCUGUGCGCUGCUCAGGACUCCGGAACCCCGGACCCUUGCCCCGCGCUGCAGCGACUGACCCUGUCCUGAAAAUUUUCUCCUGACUUUAUGAGACUCUAGUGCAGAGGUUGCCAACUCAAAUGCUCACAGCCACCAGGCAGGGAACAAGAGGGGCACAGCUGGCCUAAUGGGGGCCGUGUCUGUCUUGAAAGCAGCCGCCCCUCCUGAAGGCGGCGGCUCACAGUGGCGGAACUCCCUCUAACUCCUCCC
Molecule: messenger RNA, 2326 nt
Organism: Symphalangus syndactylus (siamang)
Lineage: Eukaryota; Metazoa; Chordata; Mammalia; Primates; Hylobatidae
Product: sialic acid-binding Ig-like lectin 10
Biological process (GO): cell adhesion
Cellular component (GO): plasma membrane
Molecular function (GO): sialic acid binding
Source: RefSeq, a predicted model, not a curated record